AUGUCGAUACCCCGAAGGUUGCACGCUCAGAGCCUCUUUCGGCCCUCAAGGCUGUGUGCCUCUGUCCUGCCACAAGCACAGGCAGGCAGGAUUCGUGAACUUGAACUGUGCGCGCUGCUGCGAACCGGGUUGCUCAAGUACAGCAUCCUACGGCACAGAACAAAAUGCCUUCGGCGUGGGACCUUCAUACAGCUGCUGCAUCCUACAGGCAACGUCACUCAGGCAACUGAGAAAAUGUACUUCUGCUCCCUGCAUCGUCCAGCCGGCAUCGGCUGGCAGUUUGGAGUGGGAAGCAUGUGUCAGGAGUCUGGAUGCAUCAAGCACGCCUCCUUCGGAGUGCCUGGGAGCAAGAAGGCUCUGUAUUGCGUCUUACACAAGAAACAGAGUCAUUCCAACGUGAAGAAUCGAAGGUUCACAAACAGAUCGGUCUACUUGACAUGA
Guillardia theta CCMP2712 is the source of this 441-nucleotide messenger RNA. RefSeq lists its product as hypothetical. The transcript is spliced from 7 exons. NCBI's taxonomy places the organism in Eukaryota, Cryptophyceae, Pyrenomonadales, Geminigeraceae. The record is from RefSeq and is a predicted model, not a curated record. Bases 1 to 441 code for a protein of 146 amino acids.